Molecule: messenger RNA, 855 nt
Organism: Lachancea dasiensis
Lineage: Eukaryota; Fungi; Ascomycota; Saccharomycetes; Saccharomycetales; Saccharomycetaceae
Source: the annotation of a GenBank genome assembly
AUGAAGUUGACGUUUCAACUAGGCGUCGCCUGUUUACUGGCCCAGGCAGCAAGUGCUUACAAGUGUUCUCAGAACGAGAUUCUCAAGAAGUAUAAUGUCGACAAGUAUAGUGUUUCACACACAGUUUCGAGAGACACGCCACCAAGUACUACCAAAGAAGAUUGGUGGAUCAACCUUUGCGAGGAAAAUUCACAAGAUGCGCCCAGGGACUGCAACAAAAACGAUAUUCUGUGCGGCAAGACCAAAGUUACUCUGAAUGACGAUAAAAACAAGGACGAAAUUCUAACGCAGCUCAUCGAUUUCCCAGACUCGACCUUGUCAGGGGCCAGCGAGAAUGAUAAGAACGAGCUAGUUGUGGGGCUGAAAGACGCCAAAUGGGGGUCCAAUACCAUUGAUGCUUCUCUCACUUUUGUUUGUGCCCCCAACAAGGAUUCAAACACAGUUACAUCGCUAUCGUGGCAGGAUCACCGAGUUCAAAUAGUGGUCGAAGGUGAUGCUGGGUGCCUGAAGAAGGAAGAUGGUGGUAAUGACAACAAGGAUGGGGGUAACGACAAGGACGAUAAGGAUGAUGAUAAAGACAAGAAUCGUGACGGCGAAUCUGAUCCCAAAAAGAGCUCCAGCGUAGGCUCUUGGUUCCUAUGGCUUCUCACGUACACUCUGUUGUUUGCGCUAAUAUAUUUACUCGCUACUUCCUACAUGAACACCCGCGGCGGAAACUUUCGUGAAUUCCGCGAGGACUUUAUCGACCGCACAGUCAGUUUGGCUUCGUCGUUGCCGCAGUUCACAAAGGAAAUCAUCGCCAAGGUUUUGGGCCGUGCCUCCUCAUCUCAAAGGGGUGGAUAUAGUGCCGUAUAA